AGGUACCAUGUGACCAUUCAUCUUAGGAUAGAGGGCAAGUUAGUGAUUUGCUACAAUCAAGGCAGUUCCUCUUCUAAAAAAGGUAUCAUCGAACAUCAUUCCUCUGCAUCAGCUGAUUAAGAAAAAAAGGGACUCUGGUAAAAGAGGCGCAAAAGGGGAGCACUGUUCUUGGGAUUUAUUUGCCACUAAUUGUUGAAGAUUUGAUAGAUCAGGAACAUGGGGUCAAUGGACUUAACACCAUUAAAAUGCCUUAUAAACAGCAUAUCUCGGUUCAUUCAUCUGGUAACAUGUCGUUUGUCAGCUACGAUGCCAGCUGAGAACGAUUACAUAAAUGUAAUUUCCAUGUUGAAGCAUUUGAAACCACUGCUAGAUGACGUUGUUGAUCACAACACUCCUCCCGAUGAAGCUUUUUCCAAAGAAUGCGAAGAGCUGGAUUUAGCUGUAAAUGAGGCUCGAGAAUUUCUUGAGAAAUGGUCUCCAAGAAUGAGCAAGAUACUUUGUGUACUGCAAAGUAAGCCGUUGGUCCUGAAAAUCCAGAUUUGUUCAGUUAAACUAUCUCGCGCUCUAUGCAGACAUUUUGAGUCGUCGCAAAAGACAUCAAGUCUAUCCAAUGCUCGCUUGUGUGCGCAAGAAUGUCAAAAACUUAAGCUCGGCCAGCCACAACUCGUCGAAAACGCCCUUGAAUGCGAAAAAGACGAAAAAACCCCUGACGGCGAGCACCUCAUGCAGAUCAUGCAAAUCCUGAACCUGAGAUCGAGCGAGGAACUUCUGAACGAGUACAUUGCGCUAGAAAAGGAGAGUAAAAAAGCCCACGAAACCGAAACGAAACAAGAUUUGGACCGAAUAUCUCAAACCCUAACCCUUAUGUCACACCUCCGUCAUCACGCAGUCAAGCUCGACAUAUUCAAAGGCCCGAACGGAAUUUCCGUGCCCUCAUACUUCCGCUGCCCGUUGUCCCUACAACUGAUGUCAGAUCCUGUGAUCAUUGCUUCGGGUCAGACUUACGAACGGGCUUCCGUUCAGAAAUGGUUGGACCAUGGGCUCGAGACUUGCCCUCAAACGGGCCACAGGCUCUCCCACCGGAAUCUCACCCCUAACUACACCGUCAAAGCCCUCAUAGCCAACUGGCGCAAUGAAAACGACGUACGAAAAAUCCCCCAAAAUGAGACUGAGAAAUUAUGCUACCAAUCUUCUCCCGAGCACUCGUACGUUCACAGCCGAAGCGAGUCGGCAUCUAGCGCUGUUUCCAGCAUCGACUACACCCCGACAGCCGAGAUCGAGAGUUCAAGGUUGCCGAGCAAAAAUCCGGAUAGUGCAGGCGAUACAAAAUCUCCUUCCGAGUUGACACACGACGAGCUGACCACUGCCUCGCACGUCGAGAAGCUCGUCGAGGGCCUCACGAGCCCUUCGACCGACAAGCAAGCCGCGUGCGCCCGAGAGCUCCGUCUCCUCGCGAGGCACAACCGGGAGAAUCGAGCCAUCAUCGACGAAAACCGGGCCAUCGGCCCGCUCAUCUCCCUCCUCCGAUCCGAAGCCCGGGAAGUGCAGGAGCACGCCGUCACGGCCCUCCUCAACCUCUCGAUCAACGACAACAUCAAAGCCCGGAUCGCUUGCCAAGGUGCUCUCGACCCGCUCAUCCACGUGCUCUCGACCGGAAACUCGAUCGCCCGAGAAAAUGCCGCGGCGACCCUUUUCAGCAUCUCGCUUAUCGAAGAGUACCGAGUGAAGAUCGGGCGGUCGGGGGCCGUUCGGGCGCUGGUGGAGCUUUUGGGGAAUGGGAGCGUCCGGGGGAAGAAGGACGCGGCGACAGCGCUCUUCAACCUUUCGAUAUGCCACGAGAACAAGGCGAGGAUCGUGGCGGCGGGGGCGGUGCGGCACCUGGCCGGGAUGGAAGGGGCGGUGGGGUCGCUGGUGGAGGUGGUGGAGAGCGGGUCCCACAGGGGGAAGGAGAACGCGGCCGCCGUGCUUCUGCAGAUGUGCGUUGGGAGCGCCAAGCACUGUAGGGCCGUGCUGCAGGAAGGGGCCGUGCCGCCGCUCGUCGCGCUGUCACAGUCGGGGACCCCGCGAGCGAAGGAGAAGGCUCAGCAGCUUCUUAGCCAUUUUCGGAACCAACGUGAGAGUGCCCUGGCGAGAGGAAGAUCGUGAAAGGAAAUUAUUUAAGUAUUUUACUCAUUCGUGUCGUUCUUUUUUCCUAUUAUCU
Messenger RNA from Striga asiatica, 2200 nucleotides. The record is from the annotation of a GenBank genome assembly. NCBI's taxonomy places the organism in Eukaryota, Viridiplantae, Streptophyta, Magnoliopsida, Lamiales, Orobanchaceae.